Molecule: messenger RNA, 1338 nt
Organism: Octopus sinensis (East Asian common octopus)
Lineage: Eukaryota; Metazoa; Mollusca; Cephalopoda; Octopoda; Octopodidae
Product: tetratricopeptide repeat protein 19, mitochondrial
Exons: 2
Coding region: 89-1258 (389 amino acids)
Biological process (GO): mitochondrial respiratory chain complex III assembly
Cellular component (GO): mitochondrial inner membrane
Molecular function (GO): protein binding
Source: RefSeq, a predicted model, not a curated record
CGCAGUGGUUGCCCACGUGACAUGGUGAAGGGAGACAACUCCACAAGGCUAACUGACAAACCUCAACCUGAAGUGACCGGCAGAAAACAUGAUGAGGUAUGUCAGUGCGUUGGGUCGGCUGUGGAAAAGUUAUUCAAUUCCUGUGCGCAGUCCUGUUACCUUUUCUUUUGUCACAGGCAGAAGUGGGUUUUCAUCAAGGUCACAGACGGUCCUGGUGCAUAACAUCACUAAACAUUUCAGAAACCCCAACUUCUGGCAAACUGGUGGCUGUUUUCUAUUGUCAUUUAGCCUGUUUGAUCUUUGGCAUGUAAAUGAAAAGGUACCGGAAGAAGACAGAGUGAAACGUUUGGUGUACGAGGCUAGAAAAUCUCAGAAAGAUGGAGAACUAUUGAAAUGUGAGAAGUAUUACCAUGAAGCGUUGUCUGUUGUCAUACAGAGACACCAAAACAAAGAAAUCGAUGACAACGAACUACUUCAAGCAAGAACAUAUUUGUUUGACUGUCUGGCUAACUUGUCUUUCAGCUUAAAUGAAUUUGACAAAGCAGAGAAACUGUACAAGGAGACAAUCAAAGGUUGUGUGCAAGCAGGGAUGCCUACUAAUGGCAAUGUUAUUUUAGAAAUUUCAUUGAAAUUAGCUAACAUCUAUGCUAUCGAGGACCGAUCUGAGGAAGCUAUUUUGGGCUUUGAGUUUUGCAUAAAUACUCUGAGAGAGAAGUUAAAGGAGGGGGAGAAGAAAGAGGAGGUGAAGAAGGAGGAAAGUAAGAAAGAAGAUGAAUGGGAGGAAUUGUAUAAAGAUACUGAGGCAUUGUUAGGUAUGUGUUUAGAUAGCUAUGGCCGUUAUCUUCUUCGAUUGUCUGACUAUGACAAGGCAGAAAAAAUGCUAAGUGACUCUUUUUGUAUAGCGAAAAAAUGUCUUGGAGACACUCACAGACAGACUUUAGUAAUUAUGACUAAUUUAGGAGUAGCAAACAUUUUCAAAAAGAACUAUGCAUUUGCCGAGCAGUUAAUACUGCAAGCUAUCAAAAUUGGAGAAGAUAUUGAUGCAGAGGAAAUAUCUGCACUUUAUUGUAAUCUGGGUGCAGUCUAUCUUGCACAGAUGCAGAUGGAAAAAGCUCACGAAGCAUGUCUAAAAGGAAUGGCCUCUGCACAGAGGAACAAUGACAGCAUUGCUGUAAAGAAGGCGAAAACCUGUCUGCAAAAGGUCACUGACCAUAGAAAUGAAAAAGUUCAAGUGUCAGCCAGUCAGGCGCAAAGUUGACAAAUGGGAUCUUAGGUAAUUGUUAUAUAACCUAAAUAUUAUUGUUGUAGAAUAAAUUAUAUAAGAAAUAUUCUCAGUCA